Messenger RNA from Cydia strobilella, 1377 nucleotides. RefSeq names its product alpha-ketoglutarate-dependent dioxygenase alkB homolog 4. NCBI's taxonomy places the organism in Eukaryota, Metazoa, Arthropoda, Insecta, Lepidoptera, Tortricidae. Gene Ontology annotation, biological process: demethylation. The record is from RefSeq and is a predicted model, not a curated record. The coding region runs from base 143 to 1108 and encodes 321 amino acids. The transcript has 2 exons. Gene Ontology annotation, molecular function: oxidoreductase activity; demethylase activity.
UUUCGAGCGUCGAGCGAUUGAGUCUAAUUUAACCAAGCCAACGAAUCAUAGUUUAUUGAUUUAAUUUAAUCAAUGUAAUUGAAUUUCACACAUUUCUUUCAUUUCAAUCUGAAAAUCUUAAAUCCCAGUGUAGAUAACUAAAAUGACACAGCCGCGACCCUGUGGAUGCAAAGGAUGCAGGACAUGCCUCAUUUGCGAAACCCAGUACGGGGCAGACAAGUACAAAAUUCAAUUCGAGUUCGACAAGACUAAAAGCUAUGUUUAUUGCCCGUUUUGCAACAAAGCUUGGCCGGGUUGGGACGCUGAUGUCUACAAACAACAUCCCCAUCACAAUGGACAACCGAUCGAGUAUCCCGGCGUUUACAUUCAGUUGGACUUUAUAACAGAGGAAGAAGAACAUGUGUUAAUGAAAAACAUAGACGAGGUACCUUGGGACAUAUCACAGAGCGGGAGACGUAAGCAAAACUAUGGUCCUAAAACGAAUUUCAAGAAGAUGAAAAUCAAUGCUGGCAAUUUUGAUGGCUUCCCAGCAUUCUCCAAGUUUCUGCAAGAUAGAUUCGAAGCUGUGCCUUUAUUGAAAGGUUAUGAUGUGAUAGAGCAGUGCUCUUUAGAGUAUGACCCUAGUAAAGGGGCUUCUAUAGAUCCUCACAUAGAUGAUUGUUGGAUUUGGGGUGAAAGAAUCAUCACUGUCAACUGUUUGUCUGAUUCCGUGUUAACUAUGACUAGAUAUCAUGGAGAUACUAAGAAAUAUAAUUUGCAUUGUGCAGAGAAAUACUGUCCGAUAGUUAAACCAGAUGGCAGUAUUAAUUUGGAAUGUAGUGAUCUUGAUAAAAUGGCUUAUGAAGCAAGUAAAUCACAAGAUGAUUUGGAUGUUGUUGUCAGAAUACCAAUGCCUAGAAGAUCACUCCUAGUCUUCUAUGGUGAGCCAAGAUACCACUGGGAGCACUGUGUGCUGCGUGAGGACAUCUUGUCCCGCCGGGUAUGUAUAGCGUACAGGGAGUUCACACCGCCAUACAUGCAGAAUGGCUGUCAUGAACAAGCCGGCAACCUCAUCAGACAGGUUAAGACAUUUUGGGAUCACAAGUUAAGGUAUCAAAUCAAGGCUUAAGUUGAAAUACUUAAGUGUUCAUCUGUUACACUGACCUAGCAAAUGAUAGUCGGAAACUCCACCAUAAGCAUAAAAUGUCUAUGAAAAUAUGACAUUUAUAUAGUGGUACGUGGUACUACCAUACAUUUUUGCUGCCAACUUGGUGCACAGUUAUCUUAAACCGUCUAGUGAUAUUUUAUUCCAGUGACUCCUGUAAAUUGUAAUAUAUAAGAAAUCAAUAUAAUUUAUUUAGAAAUUGAAACAACCUGUUAUUAUUUGAUGAGUUGCGA